Molecule: messenger RNA, 1059 nt
Organism: Fusarium venenatum
Lineage: Eukaryota; Fungi; Ascomycota; Sordariomycetes; Hypocreales; Nectriaceae
Source: RefSeq, a predicted model, not a curated record
AUGAAGAAAUCACGGCUCGAACCGGAUCCAGAUGCCGACGCCCUGCUCACCUUGAAAUUCCCCAACCUGCAGCAGGUUCGCCCAGUAAAAGAACAGGAUGUUUUGGAAAAUGUGAAGGCCGAACCGACUCCAUGGGAGAUCUUCGAAGGAAUAGAGGAGGAGGAAGAGGAGGAAAAAGAGGAGGCGAAAGGCGAAAAUCCCACAGACAUCGAUGAGGUCGUAUCUCUACAACCGUAUGACGAGAAUGGCAAUCCCAACGAGAUUGAAUUCGGAGUAUCUACCAAGCAGCUUUAUAUGGCAUCACCAGUCUUUGACAGGAUGCUAAAAGGCAACUUCCAAGAAUCGAAACCUGACGACGAAGGCCUCUUGGAAAUUAGAGCUCAGGAUUGGAACGCCCGGGCUCUUCUGAUCUUACUUGACAUUAUCCAUGGUCAUCACCGCCAGGUGCCCAGAGAGCUAGAUCUGGACACCGUAGCACAUAUAGCGCUCCUUGUCGAUUACUACGAUUGUCUGGAAAUUGUAGAGGUCUUCUUGGAUCAUUGGCUAGUGGGUAUUCCCCAGUGGUGGUUGUACGAAUGGCCGAUGUUCAGUGAUUACUUGGCACGUCCUUUUGGUGAAGAUGAGGUGUUGAUGCUGUUCAUUGCCUGGGUAUUUCGAAGGCAAAAGGCUUUCAAGAAUCUGACAGAUUGCGCGAUAAAAACAACGUCUAACCCUCCUGAAACACCUCUGCCGAUACCUAGUCAAGUCCUUGUUGAAAUUGAUCAACAGCGUACCGAUAUACUCGAUGAACUCUUCUCUCAGCUAUAUAACCUACAAGAAGAUAUUUUGGUGAGGCGAUACGGUUGUACCUUGGAUUGCUCAAAACGACUUCUCGGACAUCUGAUGAUGCAAAUGUGGCACAACGGUCUGCCCAUGAGCAAACCAGAAUAUCCAUUUGAAGGAUUCCGUGUUUCUUCGGUGGUUAACGCUAUCCAUACCAUCAAGAGCUCAAUCAGCGGUAGUGGAAAACACAGUUUAGAUACUUGGCUGAGUUUGAAAAACCUUUGUAUAAAACCCUGA